This is a messenger RNA of Peromyscus californicus insignis, 2529 nucleotides long. It is a transcript of the gene Deaf1, whose product is annotated as DEAF1 transcription factor. Gene Ontology annotation, biological process: regulation of transcription by RNA polymerase II. Gene Ontology annotation, molecular function: DNA binding; DNA-binding transcription factor activity, RNA polymerase II-specific. The record is from RefSeq and is a predicted model, not a curated record. The transcript has 13 exons. Lineage: Eukaryota; Metazoa; Chordata; Mammalia; Rodentia; Cricetidae. The coding region runs from base 767 to 2191 and encodes 474 amino acids. Gene Ontology annotation, cellular component: nucleus.
CCGGGUUCCCGCGUACAAGCCCUGAGCACAUGCACCACGUACAGGCCGCUUCCCAUAUGCUUUAUGCAUCUGUCAUGCACAUCUGUCUCACAGGAAAGGCUCUCUUCCACCUGUCCUGCACAUCUGCCCAGCACCUGCCCUGCCAGUGCACCUCACAAUGUCCUACACACCUGCCCUGCCUCUGUCCAUGCACCUUACACCUGCCCCUGCACAUCACACCUGCUCUAUACACAUGCUCUGCACCUGCCUAUGCACUUCACACCUGCCCAUGCACCUCAUAAUGCCCUGACACCUACUUGCACCUGCCCAUGCACUUCAUAAUGCCUUGCACACUUGCUCUAUCCCUGCCCUGCAUCUCACAAUGCCCUGCAUACACAUCUUGCACACUCCACUAGCUUGGCUCAGCACUGUAUACAUAUAUGUUCCCUUGUGUGAAUGUGCCUCUCUGCUCUUUUUGUUUUGUUUUGUUUUUACCCUUUUGGAACUUUCUCAGUACCUACUACCUGCCUUGUCCUCUCUUGCUUCCUGGGAGCUGAUAGCGCAGAUGGGUCAGAUGUGAAUUUUGUUCUGAAGGUGCUCCAGGUUUGGUCAGCGGCAUUACUUCUGGUAGACCUGUCUGCCCCAAAGGCCAGUUCAAGUGUGACCUGAGCCCAGGGCCAGGAGUGUCCUCCAAGGCAGGCAGCUUUUCAAAGGAGGAAGAGUUUCUGGGGAAGGAUGGCAUGGAGAUCUCAGACAGUGGACACAAGACUGUAGGAUGGCCUGAGCUAUGGCAGUGGAGAGGGAAGUGACCACAGUGACCGUGGCAAACGUGGGGUCCUCUGCAGAUAACGUCUUUACGACCUCAGUGGCAAACGCAGCAUCGAUAUCAGGACAUGUCCUGUCUGGUAGGACAGCCCUGCAGAUCGGGGACAGCCUGAACACUGAGAAAGCCACGCUAAUAGUUGUCCACACAGAUGGGAGCAUUGUGGAGACCACUGGGCUGAAGGGCCCAGCAGCACCUCUCACCCCAGGUCCUCAGUCCCCUCCUACCCCACUGGCACCUGGUCAGGAGAAAGGUGGCACCAAGUACAACUGGGACCCUUCCGUGUAUGACAGUGAGUUGCCCGUGCGCUGUCGGAACAUCAGUGGCACUCUCUACAAGAGCAGGCUCGGCUCAGGUGGGCGGGGUCGGUGUAUCAAGCAGGGAGAGAACUGGUACAGUCCAACUGAGUUUGAGGCCAUGGCCGGAAGAGCCAGCAGCAAGGACUGGAAGAGAAGCAUCCGCUAUGCGGGCAGACCCCUGCAGUGCCUCAUCCAGGAUGGUAUUUUGAACCCCCACGCUGCCUCCUGUACCUGCGCUGCCUGUUGUGACGACAUGACUCUCAGUGGCCCAGUCAGGCUCUUCGUCCCUUACAAAAGGCGCAAGAAAGAGAAUGAACUGCCCACAACUCCAGUUAAGAAGGAUUCCCCCAAGAACAUCACACUGCUUCCUGCCACGGCGGCCACCACCUUCACUGUGACACCCUCAGGACAGAUCACUACCUCUGGAGCACUAACCUUUGACCGAGCAUCCACUGUAGAGGCUACUGCUGUUAUCUCUGAGAGCCCAGCCCAAGGUGAUGUCUUUGCGGGAGCGACAGUGCAAGAGGCAGGUGUGCAGCCCCCCUGCAGGGUUGGCCAUCCUGAACCCCACUAUCCUGGCUAUCAGGACAGCUGUCAGAUUGCCCCAUUUCCAGAAGCUGCAUUGCCAACAUCACAUCCCAAAAUCGUCCUGACAUCCCUGCCUGCCUUGGCUGUGCCACCCUCCACCCCCACCAAAGCUGUCUCUCCCACCGUGGUCAGUGGGCUGGAGAUGUCAGACCAGCGGAGCUGGCUGUACCUGGAAGAGAUGGUCAACUCCUUGCUCAGCACAGCCCAGCAGCUGAAGACGCUGUUUGAACAAGCCAAGCAGGCGAGCUCUUGCAGGGAGGCCGCUGUGACACAGGCGAGAAUGCAUGUUGACGCCGAGCGGAAAGAGCAAUCCUGUGUCAACUGCGGCCGGGAGGCCAUGAGUGAGUGUACCGGAUGCCACAAGGUCAACUACUGCUCCACAUUCUGCCAGCGCAAGGACUGGAAAGACCAUCAGCACGUCUGUGGCCAGUCAACAUCUGUCACUGUCCAGGCUGAUGAAGUCCAUGUUGAAGAAAGUGUAAUAGAAAAAGUUGCUGUUUGAGCCAAGCCUCUCCCUGCUCCACUGCGAGGCCAUCACAGGCUUAGGCCCUCUGAUGACUAUGGGGGCUGCUGAGAAGUGAGGCCAUGGGAAACUUGCCGGACAAGUUACUAACAAACAGACUAUGUAUGCCCUUUGAAAGGAACUCCUGCCAGAGACCAAGGAAUGCUGGUGGGUUUCAGAACGGGGGCCCUCUGCCACAGCCCAGGGCCCUUGACCUAUUGCGGUGCUCUUUCAUCCCUGGAUCACGAGUGUCCCAUUACCCGUGGGGGUCCCCUACGCCACGUGUACAUAUCUGUUUUAUCUGUUAAUAAAGUUGUAAAUAAAGCCCCCAUCCCCCA